UGCACGGGGUGGAGUACGCGUACGGAGCGCACGAGCACGCGACGACGGGGAUAUUCGAAGGGGAGCCGCGGCAGUGCCCGGGGUUCGUUUUCCGGAAGUCGAUCCUGAUCGGGCGAACGGAUCUGGGGCCGCGGGAUGUGAGGGCGCUUAUGGAGGAGCUGGCCACGGAGUACACCGGCAACACCUACAACCUCAUCUCCAAGAACUGCAACCAUUUCUGCAACGAGGCCUGCCUCCGCCUCACCAACAAGCCCAUCCCUCGCUGGGUAAAUCGUCUCGCCAGGAUCGGUUUUCUUUGCAAUUGCGUGCUGCCGGUGCAAGUGGCGGCGGUGAGGAGUCGCAGAGACAAGGCCGAGGGAAAGCGAGAAGGGGAGAAGAGGAAACUGAGAAGCAAUUCCACUCGAUUCCCUCCUCCCACCACCUCCUCUUCUACUACUGCAGCUCCCAUUUCCUCUAUUCCUUCUUCGGGGACUAUUAGAAGCCGUAGAAGAAGUCGGCGCUCUUCGUCGUCUUCUUCGGUUUCCUCAUCUUAGACGUCUGAUCGCCGACGCCGGCGACGGAGGGUUUGCGGAAAUUGCAUAAAAAAACAAUUUUCCUAAUUUCCUGUGGAAUUAUUUUUUUUCUUUUUCUGUACCAUUAAAUGCUGGGGCUGUCUGCCGUUUUCAACUCAGUAAACGCUGGAUAUUCCGUUAGCAUUGUUACGGACGCUAAUAAUAUAUAUAUAUAUGUAUUUCCUU
This is a messenger RNA of Elaeis guineensis (African oil palm), 737 nucleotides long. Its product is annotated as deSI-like protein At4g17486. Gene Ontology annotation, biological process: protein deubiquitination. NCBI's taxonomy places the organism in Eukaryota, Viridiplantae, Streptophyta, Magnoliopsida, Arecales, Arecaceae. The record is from RefSeq and is a predicted model, not a curated record. Gene Ontology annotation, molecular function: deubiquitinase activity.